CGCGCCGCAGUCGUAUUCAAACGAAGCUAAGGGAAACCCAUGCGAUACGAUGAGCAAUCUUAUCAAUUGGUGCUGGUGCUUAGUGGCGAUCUCCUACUGCCUUCUGUGCCUGGCACCGAUCGACUAUGCGGAAUCAGCAUUGCAGCAGACCAGAUUCAACGUGAGCUUCUCUCAACUGGAAUUCUGCGAAACCUACAUGGCCAACCCAGGAUACUUAUACCGUGACUUCUUCGAAGUUCAUGAACUGAGCAACAACAACAAGAAGGCCGGGGAGCGGCUACACUUGAAGUUUUACGUUAUGACCUCCAUGGAUGCCCACAUCCUGCUCUCCGUGACGAAUCAUAUGCGAUUUAAUGAUCGUGUCUACGAGAUUGUGAUAGGCGCCGGCGGAAAUAAGUUUUCCGCUAUCCGCACCGCCAUGGGAAUGAGGCGUGUGGCUACGAACAGUGAUUCGAACUUGGUAUCACUGUACGAGCCAACGCCAAUUGAGAUUGUCCAGACACAAAAUGGUGAGCUCUUUGUUUACAUUCCCGGAUUCAAGAAGGAGCCCCUGCUGAAGUUCAUCGAUGAAUCGCCGCUGACCAUCAACUAUCUUAGUUUCAGCUCCUAUGGCACUAACACAGCACGGUGGUUCUAUGAUUGCAGCUUCGAUGGUUAUGAUAAGGAAAUAGCUAAGGUUGUGCCUAAACCAACGCCGACGCAGAAACUUCUGAACCAACUCAAUUUCCAGGCGGAGAAUGCCAGCUUGCCGGCGAAUCUUAACUCCCUACGUUUCCACUUCAAAACGAAAUCCAUUGCCUACGAACAGCCCAAUUCCUUGCUCCGCACGCGAAUGCACAUGAUGCUGCACUGGCAGGACCCUCGACUUAGUUGGAAACCUGCUGAAUUCGAUAAUCAGGAGUCCUUUGAGCACAAGGACCUGCGGAUAUGGACGCCGAACUUAAAUGUACUGAACGGCGCCCUGGACUCCAUGGGUCCGGUUUUGAGAUCCUUCGAGCUGCGCGUGUUUGCCAGCGGAAAAAUCACCCUGUCUGCCCAGGACCUGCAGCUGACCAGUUGGUGUGUGGACAGUGCCCGAAACUGGCCGAACGAGCGGGUGACUUGCGACAUCGAACUGGGACUGAUUGGCCAGGAGGAGCAGGGGAACAUGGCACUGAUCUACGAUCAGCAGAACAAGCCUAUUCCGACCAACGAUCACGUGAACACGCUAUCCGGAUGGACAUUCAAGGAGGUGUCCGUGGUGCCAGUGGGCAACGAUUCGAGCAGGCGAUAUACACCCAAGGGCAUGCUCCAAACGGUGGCCGGGGAUGUGGCCAUAGAGUUCACGUUGCAGCGGAACAGGAACUUCUACAUGACCGUCUUCUAUCUGCCGUUGAUUGCCUGCCAGAUGUUUUUGGUAAUGUCGUUUGUGCUGCGAUCUACUCGUAGAAGCGCCCUCAUCCUAAUCACUUUGCUGAUAAAUGCCUGGGGUCUUAUGUACAUGACGCGCUACGCAUCUCCGCACUAUGUGCCGCCUCUAAUGUCGGCAUACAAGAGUGUAAUGAUGGCCACCACCUAUUGCUACAUUCUGCACAUUUGCAUUAUAUGGCUGGAGUUAUAUCCACCCAGGACGAAGGCGCCAGAUUGCUUGGUUGCCGUGUUAAACUCCACGUUAUUACGUUGUUUUCUAGGGUUGAGACCCGCGGAUUCCAGUGACUAUUGUCAAAUUCAGGGAAGGCCAUGGCCCCAUCUCGCCAAGAUUCUGAACAACUUUAGCUCCAUAGUGAUCAUCGUUAUCUUCGCCAUCAUAAAUAUUACGACUGGGAUUUGAAAAAUAGAAUUUUCCUUUAUUUUGCCUUUAAAAGAAUAUUAAUAGUUUCUUAAAUAAAUAAGAAGUGUACAGAUAGUAAAGAUUUUU
Molecule: messenger RNA, 1897 nt
Organism: Drosophila rhopaloa
Lineage: Eukaryota; Metazoa; Arthropoda; Insecta; Diptera; Drosophilidae
Gene: NtR
Product: acetylcholine receptor subunit beta
Exons: 8
Coding region: 50-1810 (586 amino acids)
Biological process (GO): monoatomic ion transport
Cellular component (GO): membrane
Molecular function (GO): extracellular ligand-gated monoatomic ion channel activity
Source: RefSeq, a predicted model, not a curated record